Molecule: messenger RNA, 360 nt
Organism: Bombyx mandarina (wild silkworm)
Lineage: Eukaryota; Metazoa; Arthropoda; Insecta; Lepidoptera; Bombycidae
Product: proteasome subunit beta type-2
Biological process (GO): proteasomal protein catabolic process
Cellular component (GO): cytoplasm; nucleus; proteasome core complex
Source: RefSeq, a predicted model, not a curated record
AUGAUAUUAUCUGCUGUUAAGGAUAAGUUUACUUCUCGGAAUCCUACGAUGGUGAAUAUGCUAUUAGCUGGUUAUGAUAGGAACACAGGCAGUGCACUAUACGCCCUGGACUUCUUGGCUUCUUGCGUCAAAGUGCCGUACGCUGUCCACGGCUUCGGAGGCAUCAUCAGCUUGGGUAUCCUGGAUGACCUCUACAGACCAACGUUAUCGCAAACAGAAGCUUACGAAGUAUUGAAAAUUUGCAUCAGGGAGAUACAGAAGAGACUGUUUGCUAAUCUGAAGAAUUUCCAAGUUAAGAUUGUGUCUAGAUGCGGCAUCAAGACUCUGCCGACGAUAAACGCAGAUACUUUUAGUAAAUAA